Mucor velutinosus is the source of this 612-nucleotide messenger RNA. RefSeq lists its product as uncharacterized. Bases 1 to 612 code for a protein of 203 amino acids. NCBI's taxonomy places the organism in Eukaryota, Fungi, Mucoromycota, Mucoromycetes, Mucorales, Mucoraceae. The transcript is spliced from 4 exons. The record is from RefSeq and is a predicted model, not a curated record.
AUGCCGGUCUUAGUAAAAGCGGAUGAAACUCCAGAGAACAAUUGGUUGAUUGAUGGCUUUGAUAUUUAUAUCAAGCAAAUCACCAAAACUCUACACCUCUUUUCAAACACUCACUUUGACCCUAUUACAAUGUCCGAAAACAUCAUCCGAGUUGGUAUUCUUAAUGCUAAAAACCUUGCUGCAGCUGAUAAUACUGGAUUCUCAGAUCCAUAUGUUGUAAUGCGAGUAAACCACAAAAAGUACAAGACCAAAGCCAUCAAACAGACAUUGGAUCCAGUGUGGGAUGCUCACUUUGACACCAAAGUCUCUCCUAAAAAGACGCCUACUUUGUUGUCAUUCACCGUUUGGGACAAGGACACAUUUGGCAGAGAUUUCCUCGGCGAAGUGACAAUUCCAUUCAAGAACAUUUUUGAUAGAAACAACCAAGGUGUAUCAGACGGUGUACCUCGAAACUACAAGGACCCCAGCAAUUACGAAGCCUACUUUCAGUUGGCAAAGAGGAGUGAAAAGAACAAUGUCUCGGGAGACCUUUGCCUAAAGUUUGGCAUACUGGAAGAUCACAUUGGAGAUGUCAAAAGAUAUGCUGAUGCUUGGGAGCUAUUGAAUCCUUAG